AUGGCGGUUGAAUACCCGAGUUUGCCUUUCUAUGGACAUGAUGAGUCCUUGAGCUCAUUGAACAAGGGCAAUUUCCUUGAGAUGCUCGAGUGGUAUAGCCUACGGAAUGAUAAUGUUUUCAGGCUGGUCAAUCAAAACGCUCCUGUAAAUGAUCAAAUGACUUCUCCGAAAAUUCAGAAGGAGUUAGCAAAUGCUUGCGCAAUAGAGAUUACAUGUGCUAUUGUUGAUGAUAUUGAAGAUAAGUGUUUUUCUCUUAUGAUUGAUGAAGCCCGGGAUGUGUCAGUGAAGGAGCAAACGGGAGUUGUUCUGCGAUAUCUGAGUAAGAAUGGGUAUGUGAUAGAGUGGUUCCUUGCUAUGGUUCAUGUUCCAAAUACAUCAGCUAUUUCAUUGAAGAAUGCCAUUGAUUAUCUAUUUGCCAAACAUGGGUUUUCUCUUUCAAGACUAAGGGGACAAGGAUAUGAUGGGGCUUCAAAUAUGCGGAGGAGAAUUCAAUGGUUUGAAGGCACUUGUCCUAAAAGAAAAUCCAUACGCAAGUGGAAGCAUCAUACAAAAGGAAUGACCAACUUUGGCAACAUCACCAUGAUAGUGUUAGAUGUCCAAAAUGUGCAUAAUGAUGGUGCUUCUAAUGAUAAUAAAGUCAUAGCAGGAAGCUCGCUUCAAGACUUGAGGGAGACGGGAUGGGAGGCAUUUUUGGAGGAAGUUAGAUCCUUUUGGGAAAAAAACUCUAUCCCGGUGCCUAAUAUGGAGGAUAAUAUGAGAAUUCAUGGUCAUUUUAGAUGGGAAGGGCAAGUUAUUACUCAUUUUCACCAUUUCUGCCUUGAAAUUUUCUAUGAGGCCAUUGAUUUGAUUGCACAAGAAAUGCAAAACCACUUCCCAAAAACUAGCACAAAGUUACCUCUUCUUCAGUCAUGCUUUGAUCCAAUGGACUCAUUCUCUAAAUACAACAUCCACAAGCUACUUCGUCUUGCAGAACUUUAUCUCGAAAAUUUCACAAUGACUGAGCACAUGAUGCUUGAGGAUCAACUUCCCACUUUUAUUUAUAAUGUAUGGCAUGAUGCAGAUUUUAUAAAUGUUGGGGACUUAGGAGGUUUUGCUAGGAAGAUGGUUGUGACAAGCAAACGUAUUAUUUUUCCACUCAUUCAUCGCUUUUACGAGUUGGCAUUGGUUUUACUAGUUGCAACAGUUAGUGUUGAGAGGGUGUUUACGGCGAUGAAUAUUGUAAAAACUGACUUACGCAAUAAAAUGGGAGAUGAGUGGAUGAAUGAUAUUAUGUUUGUCUAUAUUAACGGGAGGUUUUGCAACUAUUGA
Dioscorea cayenensis subsp. rotundata (Guinea yam) is the source of this 1308-nucleotide messenger RNA. RefSeq lists its product as uncharacterized. NCBI's taxonomy places the organism in Eukaryota, Viridiplantae, Streptophyta, Magnoliopsida, Dioscoreales, Dioscoreaceae. The transcript is spliced from 6 exons. The coding region runs from base 1 to 1308 and encodes 435 amino acids. The record is from RefSeq and is a predicted model, not a curated record.